UGACCGAGUCUCGAUCACGUUUCUAAUCCUCGAUCCCUCCGGCUCGUACACUUCGUUCUUAUUUCCCCGCUCCCCUCUUCAUUCACGUCAGAGGCGUCGCGACGAUCGGACGUAGCGAGGACCAGCUAGCUGACUGGGAACGGUUCAGAGUGCCCUACGACUGCGUCGCGUUCGCAUCCCCUGCCUCCUCGAUCGUGGUCGAUCAUUCCCUGGAAGGUGAUCAGUGACGUCCAAGUGAUCCCAGUGUCAUCUUUGUGAUUACGACUCCUGUUCUUCAAACUCUACAAUUUUUAAACUCUACAAUUUUUAUUAGAACUGUGCGAUUCAUUAAGACUACGACUGAUUAAGACUGUACGAUUCUUCAAGGCUGUACGAUUGAUAUUAAAAUUGUACGAUUGAUAUUAGAACCGACUUCGAGAACUGACAAUGAUCUACAGGAGAGGCAGUUGACUUGCGAUGUCCGAAGAUUAGAUCGAUCGAUCGACUUUCUGGGAGAAGGCAGAACGAGGUCCAGAAGAUCGAGAACGAUGCGUUGAGGAGCAUCGAUCGGACAGAGCGCGGGGAUGAGCGAGGCGUUCAAUUAAAGCGUGCCAGAAGCGCGCCAGCUCGAGCGAGGAGCACAAGAGGAAAAUAUUAGUCGCGAACACAGCGUGCCAUGUUGUUUCCCGUUAUCGUAGCCGCGAGACGUUCGCGUUGAAUCGAGAUUUUUCUGUAAAUCUGUGUCAGUGGAAGUGCGAUACAAGCUACGAUCGAACUGAUCGGAUCGAUGUCGAACGAUCGAUCUGACGCGAGUGACACUUGCCAGUGAUAAGAUACACGGAUUUUGGAAGAGUUCCAGGAUACAACGGACAAUGAAGUGGUGCUUGGUGAUGCUGAUUUUGGCCGGUGUCACGCGGGCCGACAACUCCGUCGAUUCGUAUAUGGCAUUCAAGUGCCCGACGCUGAAUUCGCAGGAGGAGAUCGACCUGAACGAGAUAAUGGGCAAGUGGUACGUGGUGGAGGUGUUGGAGCACCACGCCGAUCCUUUGAAACCCUUGACCGGAUCGUACGUGGUCAAUUCGUGUCCGAUCGUGAAGCUGAGAGCGAUCGAGAACUCGUUGAAGUUUUUGUCUUCAUUGAGGCUCCUGUGGACCGAGGGAGCCGGCAAUCUUGAGUACACUUUCCGAAUACCGGACAUCACCAGGAAACCGGGCUUCUGGAUCUCCAAUUCUCUGCAAAACGGUACAUUGGUGCAGAAACAGUACACUCAGUUCACCGGCAGCGUACACGUGAUGAAAGCAGUGGCAUCAGAUAUGGUGUUGACUUUCUGCGCCGCCAGUCCCGACAAUCAACUGUACUCCCUGCUGCUGGCGCGCGAGCAUAUCCUUCAGAAGAGCGACAAACGCGGAGUUCACAAUCUGUUGACUCGUCGCGGCCUGAAGAUCGCCAGCAUUCGAGAGACCUGUAUGAACAGCGCCGUCUGGCGAAGAGGUUCCGUCAAUCUGAUCGGUUUACUCGGCUUGAUGGGAGUGCUCUUCAGCGUCUUCUUCGGCUCUUGGUAGUGGCGAUCUAAGAGCACCUGCGAAUUUCAUCAAACUCGUUAGCUGAUUUGGGCUCCUCCGCGACUUUCUUACUGUUAACGGACGUACGGUUUUUGGGAGAUGAUCUGUUUUUGGGUACAGGGUGGUUUAAAUACGUUGGGAGGGUACGUGGAUUCUUUUAGAGAAAUUGGGGAGUGGGUGACUCUUUAUGGGAGACUCUUUGAGAUGAAAGAAUUUUGAAACUUACAUGACAUGAAAACUCACACAUGACAAAACUUAUAUGUAGCAGAUUUCAAAUCUUCUUGUUUGAUCUCAAAUAUUGGUCCAAUCUUUCACUACAACAAAUACUGCACAUAUUGCCAUACUGUUUGAUGCAGAAAUUUUUUACUGUGCACUGACAUAAGUUGUAAAGAGUAUAUACAAAGUAACUUUUGUUAAAAGUAUGAGUCUUUCAUGCAGAAAUUUUUUGCUAUGCACUGACAUAAGUUGUAACAAAUAUACACAAAGUAACUAUUGUUAAAAGUAUGAGUCCUUCAUGCAGAGAUUUUUUACUGUACUGACUUAAGUUAUAAUGUGUAUGCACAAAGUAACUGUUUCUAAAAAUAUGAGUCCUUCAUGCAGAGAUUUUUUACUGUACUGACAUAAGUUAUAAUGUGUAUGCACAAAGUAACUGUUGUUAAAAGUAUAAAUCUUUCAGGCAAAGAUCUUUUACUGUACUGACAUAAGUUAUAAUGUGUAUGCACAAAGUAACUGUUGUUAAAAGUAUAAAUCUUUCAGGCAAAGAUCUUUUACUGUACUGACAUAAGUUAUAAUGUGUAUGCACAAAGUAACUGUUGUUAAAAGUAUGAGUCCUUCAUGCAGAGAUUUUUUACUGUACUGACAUAAGUUGUAAUGAAUAUCCACAAAGUAACUAUUGUUAAAAAUGUCAGUAUUUACAGUCACUCUGAUUAUAUUUGAACAGAAGAACUGCAAACUGCAGGACGUUUUCCACGUACUCUUCGCGCACCAAUUUUGAGUCAGCCUGUACACCGCGCAACAAGCGUCAAACCUUAACAAAUCAAAAUCACUUCCCAGCGAGCAAUUUCAACCGUCCUGAGAUUCUCGACAAGUAUCCAAGGUUUCUCAGUAGAGUCCAGGUCGAUACAACUUGAUAAGAGGUAACUCUCGAUCCGCGGACGGGAAAAAAGCCCUUUAAUUGCCAACGCAGCUAACGACGCGUCCGCUGCACGACGCAAUCGUAACGAGAAUCUCGCCGAAAGAUAAAAAGAGGAAACGCGAAAAGAGCCGAAGGAAUUCGUGGACGAGAAACGCGGGCCAACACGCUGUCCCGGAUUCCAUUUCUCGCGACAAUGCCAGCUUCCAAGGGAACGAUUCGUUUCCGCUCGAAAUACCGGGGUUGGCCCUUGUUAUCGCGAGAUUUCGUUCCUCCUCGAAGGAGAUCCCUCGAGCGUUCUCGACUGAAACAAUACGGACUCGAUGAUGCCUGUCCGCGUAUUUAUAAUAGCCUAGACGAUCGUUCUCGUCGAACAGGAUCGAAGUUCAAUGUCUCGAGCGUGUCGACUCUUUCACUUCUUUCCUUAAUUCGCUCUGACAAAAUCGUAUAUUAAAUUCAUACAAGCGAAAGAGAGUAAUGUAUAAAGCUUUCAAGAACCUUAAUAAAAAUUCUGAACUGUGACUUCGGUGUUCUAGCGUUAACAUAGGCUCUUCAUUAGUAAAAUCAAGAGCAAGCUUUGAAAUUAAUAUUGUUUUCGCUUCAUCCAGCGAAUACCCCGCACGUGUUAAAGAGAACAGGGGAUUUCGCGAAAGUAGAUUAGAGGAUUUAACAGAGCUUUCUGGAAGCCUACACUUGGUACCUAACUUGUACGCGGGUAUUGACCCGAGAUUAAACUUUCGAUUCGUGAAUAAUCUUGAUACUUUCCUCGCAAAACGCAUUUGUAUCUAAUUUCAUCCUCCAACAUGCUCCUUCAACCCUGUUUUUCUUAAUGAAUUUUCUGACAGAGUAACUCGAAAUCUCGAGCUAGCAUUACUCAACAGGAGGUGGAAUAACAAAAGAGGGGAAGAGGAGUUCCUUGUCGAGUAACCGAUGAAAGAGUCGAACGCAUCGAUCCUCCAGCAAAGAUAAUCCUCGUUUGUGAACGAGCUUCUCCGUGAACAUUAGUCGCGUUAGAUAGAAAAAAUGCAUGUUUGUAUGUAAAUUCUCGAUUCGUGGAUUUAAGAAGACAAUAGUGGAUCGGUUUUCGCGGGCGAUCGGUUGUAGCCGACUAUCGUGCGACAAUUUUCCGAUAGGAUAAGUUUUUGUCGUGAGACUUUGGUUUUAAAUCGGAUCAUAUCGUCAUUCAUUCAGAGUCUUUCUCCUGACUCGAGAAAUCGAGAAAGAUGACGGGGAAGAGCAGUGUACGUUGUACCAUUGUAAGAUAGUUAACAUUAAAUCGUUAGAGAUGAAUAUUAAUAUUGUUCGUGUCAUGAUCGAAGUAUUCGAUCAAUUUCGAGUAAUGUCCUCAAUCGCACUCGCUUCUCAAAUAAGAAUGAACACAAUUUUCUCUUUUUAUACUUAACGAAAUAUUCGUUCGGACGAUGUUUUUAUAUGGACCUUCGAUUCUGCCAGUCUUACGUCUCGUAUGCCUUUUUAUACGACAACGUACAAAAUUCUAUUGUGAAACUUUUUUACCCAUGUCGUUUUAAUACCCGUUUCAAUUUCGAUGCGAGCAUGUGGGAUUUUUAUUCGAAAAGUUUACGUAGAAUUAAUAGUACUUUUGCUGUAGAAUGUUUGCGAAUUUACUUUUAUUUUCUGUUUAAGUUAGCAUUGUUUUCCGAUACGAUUUUCUUUUAAUAGACGGAGAGUCGCACUUGUUCGUUCGCGGCCAUUUUGUUCGUCUACGGCCAUCUUGUUUGUAAGUAACAUCUGUCUCAAACACUUUCAAAAUUUGUCUUCACGGUUGUCAGGUAAUUUUCAACGAUAAAUACCGCAUGUUUAAUAAAGUCAAAUGUUAAAGUUUGAGACGGACGCUGAUGUAAACAACAUGGCGGUGCAAACAAGAUGGCCGUCAGUCAACAAGAUGGCCGUCAAUAAGAUGGCCGUCACUGAACAAGAUGUCCGUAAACAAAAAAGUGCGACUCUAUGAAUUUAAUUAAUUUUGAAAGUCCCACAGACAGCGUGGUAUAGUUAUUUCCUAUUUAAACCGAAAGCAAACGAAUGCGUUUGAGCGGAGACUCGCGUUGUUGAACGCGUGUAAAGUCGCAGCUUCUCGUGACUACGUGAUUCUGGAAUCAAAAUGAUGGAACCGUUAUGGUUUAUUUAAAGUUCUAUGAAAGAAACUACCUGUAUAUAUAUCCUCGUCAGUAUGAAACAGCGUUGAGCAUUUAAUAUAACGACGAUAACGAUAUACAUAUGGGGAACUCGUUAAAUUAUUGUAUACUUGAAUGGCAAUCGCAAAAGUGUACGCCGUGUUAUGUUUUGAAUGCUCUAGAGUCUUUAUUUAUUGUACAAAAGCUCGAUAUAAAAAUGAAUAAAUAAAAUGAAAUAUAUUUCAUUUGAAUAAUAAUACGAUCUAGUACCUAAUACGAUGUAAUCGUAUGCUUAUUAUGUGUAUAAAUAUGAAACAAUAAAGAGAUCACUUUGACGGUU
Megachile rotundata (alfalfa leafcutting bee) is the source of this 5145-nucleotide messenger RNA. RefSeq lists its product as uncharacterized. The record is from RefSeq and is a predicted model, not a curated record. Lineage: Eukaryota; Metazoa; Arthropoda; Insecta; Hymenoptera; Megachilidae.